AGAGGUCAACCAUACACUAUACUUCGAUCCCCUCCAAACUCCAGUACCCAACAUCAAGCUCCUUCUGUAUUCGAAACUAAAAUGGGCGACACGUUUGCUCCUGCACGCGCACCACCCACAAAGCUAGGCGAGCACCGGAUCCUUUGCCCAACUGCUGGCAUACGUGUCUCCCCCCUCGUUCUGGGGGGAAUGAGUCUGGGAGAUGCGUGGAAGGACAUCCUCGGUGGGGGCAUUGGGAAACAAGCCGUGUUUGAGAUACUCGAUACUUACUGGGAAGCGGGCGGGAACUUUAUCGACACGGCGAACAACUAUCAGGACGAGCAGAGCGAGAAAUGGAUUGGGGAGUGGAUGGAGCAGCAGAAGAACCGGGAUGAGCUAGUGAUCGCGACCAAGUACUCGAUCGGCUACAACACGCACGAGCGAAAAGCCAAGACUUACGUGAACUACACGGGCAAUCACAAGAAGUCGCUCGUGCUUUCCCUGCGCGCUUCCCUCGAGAAGCUCAAAACGAGCUAUGUCGACAUUCUCUACGUCCAUUGGUGGGACUACUCGACCAGCAUCCCCGAGCUUAUGCGUGCGCUGGAUGACGUGGUCAAGAGCGGGCAGGUGCUCUACUUGGGUAUCAGCGACACGCCUGCUUGGAUCGUCACUAAGGCGAACGAGUACGCCAGGGCGCACGCAUUGACGCCGUUUGUCAUCUAUCAGGGAGAAUGGUCCUGUAUGAAGCGUGACUUUGAGAGGGACAUCCUCCCCAUGUGCAUGCACGAAGGGAUGGCUGUCGCUCCCUGGGGUGUGAUCGCCGGCGGACGGCUACGUACCCAAGCACAGCUCGCCCAGCGAAUCAAACAAGGUGGUAAUCUCCGGUUCGGGAUGAACGAGCUGUCUGAGAAUGAAAAGAAAAUGAGCGCCGCGCUCGAGAAAGUCGCGAACGACAUUGGCGGCGAUGCAAGCUUGGCGAACGUUGCUAUUAGCUAUUGUUUGCAUAAGCAGCCCUAUGUGUUCCCGAUCAUUGGCGGGAAGAAAAUCUCUCAUCUGAAGGAGAAUAUCAAGGCGCUGAGUAUCCGCCUCACCCGAGAGCAGAUCGACUUGCUCGACGCCGCCAUUCCAUUCGACAUCGGUUUCCCUCAGAGCUUCCUUGGUGGAGACCCGGCCAUGUCGGCGGACGGGAAGAGCACGAACUUCAUUCUCAAUGUGGGGGGUGAUCUUACUUGGGUUAAGGCGCCCCAAGCUAUUGAUUGA
Dacryopinax primogenitus is the source of this 1239-nucleotide messenger RNA. RefSeq names its product Aldo/keto reductase. NCBI's taxonomy places the organism in Eukaryota, Fungi, Basidiomycota, Dacrymycetes, Dacrymycetales, Dacrymycetaceae. The coding region runs from base 82 to 1239 and encodes 385 amino acids. The record is from RefSeq and is a predicted model, not a curated record. The transcript is spliced from 4 exons.